Molecule: messenger RNA, 2047 nt
Organism: Lagopus muta (rock ptarmigan)
Lineage: Eukaryota; Metazoa; Chordata; Aves; Galliformes; Phasianidae
Gene: TMEM158
Product: transmembrane protein 158
Exons: 1
Coding region: 121-1023 (300 amino acids)
Molecular function (GO): peptide binding
Source: RefSeq, a predicted model, not a curated record
CUUUCUCUCGCUCUCUCAGCGAGAGCGGCGUGCUUCUUCUCGCAGGUGGCGGCCGGCAGCGCCAUGCGACCUCCUGUUCCUCCUGCUCCUCGCCUUCCUCUCCGGCGCUAAGUCAAUGCCAUGCUGCCGCUGCUCCUGCCGGCGCUGCUGGCCGCCUGCCUGCCGCCCUGCCAGGGCUGGAGCCCCUCGGCGGCCGCCGGCGGGCAGGAGGAGCAGGAGCUCUUCUCGCCGCCUGCCAACUCCUCCUCCCGCUCCCCGGCCGGCCUCGAGAUGGACCUCGACGGGGCAGCGAGCAAGGAGGACGGCGGCACCGCCAGCCCGGGCACGCCGGCGACCCCCAGCCGAGAGCCGUCCCCUUCUGCCCCCACCUCCUCGGGGCAGCAGCAGCAGCAGCAGCCGCGGCUCCAGCAGCCUCAGCUCGCCGAGGACCCGCACUGCAAUAUCAGCGUGCAGCGGCAGAUGCUGAGCUCGCUGCUGGUGCGCUGGAGCCGCCCGCUGGGCAUCCAGUGCGACCUGCUGCUCUUCUCCACCAACAGCCACGGGCGGGCCUUCUUCUCCGCCGCCUUCCACCGCGUGGGGCCGCCGCUGGUCAUCGACCACCUGGGGCUGGCGGCCGGCGGCGCCCAGCAGGACUUGCGGCUGUGCGUGGGCUGCAGCUGGGUGCGGGGCCGCCGCGUCGGGCGGCUGCGGGGCUCGGCGCCCCAAGCGCAGCCUCAGCCCCAGCCCGCCGCCUCCUCGCUGUCCUACCCGCCGGCGGCCGAGCCCGGCCAGUACUGGCUGCAGGGGGAGCCGCUCAAUUUCUGUUGCUUGGAUUUCAGCCUGGAGGAGCUGAAGGGCGAGCCGGGCUGGCGGAUGAACCGUAAGCCCAUCGAGUCCACGCUGGUGGCGUGUUUCAUGACUCUGGUCAUCAUCGUGUGGAGCGUGGCCGCCCUCAUCUGGCCGGUGCCCAUCAUCGCCGGCUUCCUGCCCAACGGCAUGGAGCAGCGCCGCAGCGCCGGCACGGCCGCCGCCGCCAGCAAGUAGCCAUCCCGGGACCCCCAUCGUUCGUCGUGUGCUGUGAGGGACGCGGGCGGGCCGGGCUGUGCGCGCUGCCCCUCCUGCCGCGUUUGUUCUCGUGUGUGAAGCGUGUGAAGGUGCGCUGCGCGAGCGGCCGCCGCAGGGGAUCCGCUGCCCCGCGCCCCUCGGCCCCGCCGCCGCCACGACCGCAUCCUGUGUGCUCGUUUUGUACCUUUAAUAACCGUUUUAAAUCAACUUUUUAGAAAAAAAAAAAAAAGGAAAAAAAAAGCGUUCCCCUCCAAAAUCUACGCGGAAAAUAAAAGACCCUCCCGUUCAACCGCAUUUUCUGUAGUCGGCGGUUUUUCUUUGUGUGUAUGAGCGCAGUCUGAGCGGGUCUUCUCGUUACUUACAGCAAGGGACGUCUCCUGUUGGCGGGUCUAGAACUGAAGCAGUGUGUCUGUUGUUAUUGCUGAAGUUGAACGAACCUUUCCCACUGUAUUUCCCUGCUGAAGUAGUGUGUGUUUAUUACCGAAUCUCCACAUUAUUUGGCUUUUAAUACAGAGGUUUCUUUCAAGAACCUCCUAAGACUUUUGUGAGUCUGUUUCCACCAGGAUAGACAUCAGAGUUAAGCCAACCUGUCUCCAACCUGUCCUCAAAGCUCAUCUUUCCCCGUGAGAGGCUGUUAAUGGGGUUGGUGGUGAAAAGGGAAGCUGUAAGCCCUUUCUGAAUGGUGUUUAUCGUAUCUUUGCAGUAAGUUAAGGUUGUAUAGCUACGUCAGGGUGAGGUGGGAUGGAGAAUGUCUGUUCUGGAGGUCCUCCAAGGGUAUUUGCUUGGCUCGGCUCAAGCGCUAUGGCUUUCUCACCAGUUAGAGGUUGGGUGGUUUUGGUCCUGGGAAGAUCAUUGUAAGGUCUUUGAGACAUUCUACAAGCAGCACAGUGGUGAAUCUCAUCACCUCCACCAAGUGCAUUCCACAACAGCAGCUCAGACCCAAUGCAUGUGCUGAAGGGAUUGUGAUGUGGUGCUUCUUUCUCAGCUCCAAUUCUAUAAGGUU